AUGGAGAAGUCUACCUCGCAAGUGUCUCGGAAGGACACUGUCUUGAGUACACGGUACAUCGAAGGCCUUAUUGCAGAGGGAAAUCAUGUCUUCAUCUUCGAGAAACGCGUUCUAAAGGUGGACGCGUGGAUCAAGUUCCAUCCCGGUGGAGACAAGGCUAUCAAGCACAUGGUGGGCAGGGAUGCAACAGAUGAAAUCACUGCACUACACUCGAAAGAAGCUCGCGAGCGAAUGUUGUCAUAUCAGAUUGGACGAAUUGAGGGAUUGUGGUCCAACUUCAAGCCCCCCAUGCAUGGUGGCAAGUACCGUCCAUACACUGAUGAGUCCUGCUCAAGUGAAGAGGACUUGUCCAGCGUAGAAAAUUCCAGCCAGGAUGGCUCCACCCCACCAUCCCCAGUCUUUGAUGCAUCCGCCCUCCGAAAGAGGAACACAACUGCUACUGUUACACCCGAACCUUCUCUUCCCGCUAACACCGCAUGGAAGACAACUGGACCAACAUUCCUGGACGCUCGAACUAAAGAAGAAUUAGCCUUUGAUACAGCCAAAUACCCCCCAGUGGAUAUCGAACAUCAGGAGAUUGUGAAACAGAAGUACCGUGCACUCCAGCAGCGCAUGUUGAACGAUGGCCUUUUCAAAUGUCGGUACUUCUGUUACUUCAUUGAGGCUUCCCGUUAUACGCUAUUCGCAUCCCUGUCAUACCUGUUCCUCCGCUGGGGCUGGUACGCCUUCUCAGCAUUUUUCCUCGGAAUAUUUUGGCAUCAGCUUGUCUUUUGUGCCCAUGAUGCUGGUCACAUGGCCAUUACAGGCAACUUUCAAUUUGACAGCAUCAUUGGUAUCCUCAUUGCCGACUGGAUGGGAGGACUGAGCUUGGGAUGGUGGAAACGGAGCCACAACGUGCACCACAUAAUAACCAAUGCUCCCGAGCACGACCCAGAUAUUCAGCAUAUUCCCUUCUUCGCUGUUUCACACCGCUUCUUCAAUAGUUUAUGGAGCACUUACUAUGACCGAUUCAUGACAUUUGAUAAGCCGUCGCAGUUUCUGCUCAAGGUCCAGAACUACUCUUACUACCCUAUCAUGUCUCUGGCGCGCUUCAAUCUCUACCGCCUGAGUUAUGAGUAUCUCUUGAAGGGCCAGGCUCCCAAAAAAGGCCCAGCCUGGUUCCACGUUUGGCUCGAGAUUGCUGGCCAGUGCUUUUUCUUCUACUGGUUUGUUUAUGGCGUGGUGUGCAAAACACUUCCAGACUGGCAGACUCGGGUCACUUUUCUCUUGAUUUCUCACAUCAUGACUUCCCCUCUGCACGUUCAGAUUACCCUGUCGCAUUUUGCCAUGUCUACUACCGAUAUGGGUCCCCAAGAGUCUUUCCCCCAGAGGAUGCUGCGCACUACCAUGGAUGUCGACUGCCCUACCUGGUUGGACUUCUUCCAUGGCGGUCUGCAAUUCCAAGCUAUUCACCACAUGUACCCUCGCAUGCCGCGCCACAAUCUGCGUCGUGCUCAGAAAUACAUUUUGGAAUUUUGCCAGGAUACCGGUAUCCCAUACGCUAUCUACACCUUCUAUGACGGAAACAAGGAGGUCAUCAGCCACCUUGGAGAAGUUGCCAAGCAGCUUAAACUCAUGGAGGAGUGCCGCAAGUCUAUCACCACCGAGGGAGUCUUUAACCCUCUCGAUUAA
This is a messenger RNA of Penicillium taxi, 1671 nucleotides long. Its product is annotated as fatty acid desaturase. The record is from RefSeq and is a predicted model, not a curated record. Lineage: Eukaryota; Fungi; Ascomycota; Eurotiomycetes; Eurotiales; Aspergillaceae. The coding region runs from base 1 to 1671 and encodes 556 amino acids. Gene Ontology annotation, cellular component: membrane. The transcript has 2 exons. Gene Ontology annotation, molecular function: oxidoreductase activity, acting on paired donors, with oxidation of a pair of donors resulting in the reduction of molecular oxygen to two molecules of water. Gene Ontology annotation, biological process: lipid metabolic process.